UCUUCCUCCGGUUACAAGGAACAGGGAUCUAGCCUACGUCAUUUUUAUUGACAUCGUGCGCAUUUUAGCUUAGUAAUACCUUUAUAUGCAGACACGAAGGCGCUAAAUCUGCAAUAAAAUCCAAUAAAAUGUGAAAUCACAUGAAGCAAUUGGUGAAGUAAGGUUCGAUAAUACUUGCCAUUAUCUCAGAACUCGUUAGUGUCUCAUAGACUUAAAUGGGAUACGGAGGGGCAAACAAGGUCGGGUUGGGCUAUGCUACGUUUUAACAAGUUAACUAGCCAAUAUUAACACAAGCAGGGCAGUGCUUUAACUUUAGCCAUCCAGCGAAUUUGUCAUUUAAUGUGUCACUGCGUUUUUGGUGCAACGUGGCGGGUUAAUUAUUGUAAAAUAUUAAGCUUCAUAUAGCUGGUUAAAUUAGAGAGCACCAGUUCGCGAACGGCGGUAGGCUGCUACCGAAGGGAUUGCGCUGAAAGCAGGCAAUGACCUGCUAAGGACUAUUUAGUGUUUUAGCCGCUUGUGUUAGCAUUCCUUGAAGUAGUGUGACCAUUCUCAUCACAUUGCAGUUCGUUCUUUUUCGCAUUUGAUCCUUUUGGGUAACCUUAAACCUUAGGACAAUGGCGCCGCGCUUACAGUUGGAGAAAGCGGCUUGGCGUUGGGUGGAAUCUGUAAAACCCGAAGACAUCGGACAGGAGCAUAUCGAGCUAGCGUACCGCAUCAGCCUUCCGGCCUGCAAGAGGGGAAACUGCAGGAGGAACUGCAAAGGAAAUCCCAACUGUCUUGUUGGGAUUGGUGAACAGACGUGGCUUGGGGAGAUUGAUGAAAAUGCUUUCCACAAUAUUGAUGACCCAAAUUCAGAGCGCAGAGAUAAGAACACGUUUGUUGGUUUGACCAAUCUGGGAGCUACAUGUUAUGUCAACACCUUCUUGCAAGUGUGGUUCCACAACCUUGAGUUGCGAAGAAGCCUCUAUCAGUGCUACAAUUCCCGUGCACAGGAACACAACACAGAGUCAGAUUAUGAACCUCAGUCCAUUUGUGAGCAUCUGCAAUAUUUAUUUGCACUACUACAGAACAGCAACAGAAAAUACAUUGAUCCUUCAGGGCUGGUUAAAGCUCUUGGCCUAGACACUGGGCAGCAGCAAGAUGCCCAAGAGUUUUCAAAGCUCUUCUUAUCCUUGUUGGAGGAUACAUUGUCCAAGCAGAAGAACCCAACCCUGCAAAAUGUCAUUCAGCAGCAAUUCUGUGGACAGUUCUCCUAUGUAACUGUCUGUAACGAAUGUGGGCGAUCGUCUGCACUGCCCUCCAGAUUCUACGAACUCGAAUUGAACAUUCAGGGCCACAAGAACCUCACAGAGUGUGUUACAGAGUUCCUGAAGGAUGAGAAACUGGAUGGAGACAACCGUUACUUCUGUGAAAGCUGUCAAAGUAAACAGAACGCUACCCGGAGGAUCAGACUGCACAGUCUCCCGCCAACCCUCAACCUGCAACUCAUGCGCUUCGUCUUUGACAGACAAACAGGCCACAAGAAGAAACUCAACACAUACAUCAGUUUCCCUGAGCAACUGGACAUGGCGCCUUUUUUUGAAGUUACAAACGAUCAGAAGUGUGUUUAUGAACUGAGUGCAGUGCUGAUCCAUCGUGGCAUCAGUGCCUACUCAGGGCAUUAUAUUGCCCAUGUGAAAGACGCUCGUACCAGCGACUGGUAUAAAUUCAAUGAUGAAGAAAUUGAAAGGAUGGAAGGCAAGAAGCUGCAGUUGGGUACGGAAGAGGAGAUUGCUGAAACUGUGAAGUCUCAGACACGAAAGCCCAAGUGCAGUAAAGGCUACCACUGCUCCAGAAAUGCCUACAUGUUGGUGUAUAAGAUCCAGGAAGAGGAAUCCUUGGAUCCCUCGACGACAAUAGUUCAAGUGCCUGAGUUCCUUCAGAGGUUGGUGGACCAAGACAACCAUAAAUUUGAGGAGUGGUGCAGUGAAAUGUCAGACAUGAGGAAACAGAGUGUGGAUAAGGGCAAAGCAAAGCAUGAGGAAGUGAAGGAGCUAUACGAGCUUUUACCUGCAAGAGACGGAGAACCUUAUGAGUUUAUACCUCUGGAUUGGUUGAAGAAGUGGUUGGAUGACUCUACUGCUACAAAGAAAAUUGACAACUUAGAGUUCCUGUGUUUUCAUGGAAAACUGCAUCCAGACAGGGUGGGAGAUGCCAAGAGGGUUUCUCAGCAAGCUGGGCAGGUCUUGUACGAGCGUUACGGUGGAGGGCCAAGGCUGGAUGGCUCCACUCUAUGCCGAGAGUGUGUGGAACAGCGAUGCAGGGUGCUACGUCUAAAGAAUCAACUUAAUGAGGACCACAAGGAAGUCUCCAAUCUGGUCAAACGUACAGUCAGCGGUGAAGGCUACUGGGUGGGCAAAACCUCCCUGCGCAGUUGGAAGCAGUUGGCUUUGGAACAAUUGGAGAAGGAUGAACAUGAAAGCAAUCCGAGCAAUGGUCAGAGCAAUGGGAAGGGACCACAUGCCAACAACAGCCAAGAUGGCGGCCCUGAGCUCUCAGAGGGAAACGAGGAGGACAUGAAGAUGUUCAAUGAGGACAUUGUCUGCAGUCAUGGAGGUCUGAGUAUUCUGGACACUGAACGUAAACUGGUCUCUUCUGAAGUUUGGACCAAGCUUAGAACAUACUUCCCCAAAGCCCAAGAAUUUACCCAAGACCAAAGUCCCUGUCCACAGUGUCUGACACUGGAACAGGAAGAAAAGGACAAUGAGGCUGUGAGUAAGAUGAUGGCUCUGGACCAGAAGAACCAGCUACUCAACCUCUUUCAUGAGAAGAACCGACCAACCCUCACCAAGUGGCCUCAGGUAGACACAGACAUACUUUAUGUUGUUCCUCUGUUUUUUGUGGAUGAGUGGCGAAAAUUUAUCAGGCGACCCACUAAAUCCUCCCCAGUGUCCAAUGUGGGCAACAGCCUUCUGGUUUGUCCACAUGGAGGCUUCAUGUUCACCUACGACUCCCUGAUCAACGGAGACGCACAACACAUCGCUCUGCUCUGGCCCAGUGAAUGGGAGGUAAUCAGCAAACUCUUCAUUGUUGACCAGCCCAUCUCCAUCCACUGCUUCAAACAGACCACAUCCCUGGGUCCCACCACUAAAUACACCACUCAGCCUGAUCUCUGCUGGGAGUGCAGAGAGGGGUUCCUUUUCCAACAACAGAAAGACCUCAGAGAAUACACCCAAGCCACAGUUUACAUCCGUAAAAUUAUUGACGACAAAAGGAUAAUUAAAGAAGCAGUUCCAGAGCUGAACGCCAGCAGCUCUGAGGCAGAGGAGGAGAAGGAAGAGCAACCAAAGGUAGCUGGAGAGAGAGAUCCAGACUUCAGCCAGUCAGAAGAUGGUGCAAAGCGGCUUAAACUAAAUGACGGCAAUAUCGCCGAAGGAGUGGCUUCUCCAGGAACCAACACAACCAAACUCAGUGUAAUCAGGAGAAGCACUCGGCACCGGAAACUCAGAGGUGAAAAAGCCCUCAUUGUUUCGGCAAAUCAGACCCUCAAAGAGCUGAAAAUUCAGAUUAUGCAUGCGUUCUCUGUGGCGCCGUUUGACCAAAACCUAUCCAUUGAUGGGAAAAGUCUGACAGACGACUCAGCCACAUUGGGUACUUUGGGUGUCAUUCCAGAGAGUAUCAUCUCUCUAAAGGCUGAUGAGCCAAUAGCUGAUUUUGCAGCAAUGGAUGACGUCUAUCAAGUGGGAAUGCCUGAAGAGGGAUUUAAAGGUAAGCAUUUUUCACACCAAUGUAUCUGGUCCGAUGCUUUUUCUCUCUCAAAGCUGGAUGUGGCGGGUCCCGGAUAGGUCUCUGCUAGGGCUGCACGAUAUUUUGUUUGAGCAUCGUCAUCGCGAUGUACGUGUGCGCAAUAGUCAUAUCGCAGGGUCUGCUGCGAUGUUGGUGUUCUGUAAUAUACAGUGAAUCAACGAUAAUAUUAAAAGUGACCAGCAGAGGGACCUGUUUGGACAUGCUAAUAGUAGAAAGAAUGUAUGCCUGCUGCAUUUCCUAUUUCACUCUCCAGAAUGAAACCAGGUAGGCAUCUGCAGCUGCGUGAGUGCGAAAGGUGCGUUCAGGGACACUGCGUAAAUAGGAAUGAAUGUUCUGUUGAAAUUAGGGUUGAGAAUCGAGAACCUAUUGGAACUGGGACUAACGUUCCGGUUCUCCCGGAAUCGUUCAAAUUUGAAAAUUUCGGUUCCCAAUUUCAAUGCCUAGUCCGCCGACCUCGAAGAAGAAGUGGCGAAAAUCAGCAAAGAAGCGGUGAAAACCAACGAAGAAGAACGCACAGGAAGACGUGCUUCUGACCAACGGCGACGAAUAAAAGUGUCUUUGUUAAAAUUAAUGACCAGUCGCCUCAGUGCAACAUUUGGAAUAAGAUUAUA
Phycodurus eques (leafy seadragon) is the source of this 4397-nucleotide messenger RNA. RefSeq names its product ubiquitin specific peptidase 48 (gene usp48). The record is from RefSeq and is a predicted model, not a curated record. Bases 615 to 3824 code for a protein of 1069 amino acids. Gene Ontology annotation, molecular function: protein binding; cysteine-type deubiquitinase activity; cysteine-type endopeptidase activity. The transcript is spliced from 26 exons. Lineage: Eukaryota; Metazoa; Chordata; Actinopteri; Syngnathiformes; Syngnathidae. Gene Ontology annotation, cellular component: cytosol; nucleus. Gene Ontology annotation, biological process: protein deubiquitination.